GUUUAUAUAUACAUGAACGAAAUCACCAUACCACGAUCAACUUUUGCUUUGACUUUUUCUCUACUAAACGGAAUGAGGAAAAUUGGGUCUUUUAGAUUAUGGUCUAUUUAUUUUAUUGGAUUUGUGUUGAUUAAUGGAUUUGGUGGUGUUCAAGCUUGGAGCAAAGAGGGACACAUCAUGACAUGCAAAAUCGCCCAAGAAUUGCUUGUACCAAAUGCAGCCCAUGUUGUACGGAUGUUGUUACCGGAUUAUGCAAAUGGUGACUUGUCGACAUUAUGUGUGUGGCCCGAUCAGAUCCGACACUGGUACAGGUACCGAUGGACAAGUCCUCUUCACUUCAUUGACACCCCUGAUGAUGCUUGUUCCUUCGAUUACUCAAGGGAUUGCCAUGAUACGCAUGGAGGAAAGGAUAUGUGUGUUGCUGGAGCCAUAAAGAAUUACACAUCUCAGCUCUCGCAUUAUCAUGAAGGGACUUCAGAUCGACGAUAUAACAUGACUGAGGCCUUGUUGUUUUUAUCGCACUUCAUCGGAGAUAUUCAUCAGCCGAUGCAUGUUGGAUUCACAACCGACGAAGGAGGAAACACCAUUGGUUUGCGAUGGUUCAGGCACAAAUCUAAUUUGCACCAUGUAUGGGAUAGAGAGAUAAUUCUUACGGCUGCAGCUGAUUUCUAUGAGAAGGAUAUGGGGUCUCUCCAAAAAGCCAUUCAAGCCAACUUCACUCAUGGAUUAUGGUCCGAAGACGUCACUUCUUGGAAGGAUUGUGAUGACCUCUCUACUUGCAUAAACAAGUAUGCGAUGGAAAGUAUAAAAAUGGCAUGCACAUGGGGUUACAAAGGUGUUGAGGCUGGUGAAACUCUUUCAGAUAAUUACUUUAACUCGAGGAUGCCGAUUGUAAUGAAACGGAUUGCCCAAGGCGGAGUCCGGUUAUCAAUGAUUUUAAAUCGGGUAUUUGGUGGUUUGGAUCCGCUCAAAGAUACAUUAGUGGCCACGUGAUUUAUAUUAAUUAAUUGUUUCAGUCAUAUAAAAAAUUGUUCACUAAUUAGGGUAUAUCAUUUUACUAGGUAACAAACUGGUGUAUUUGUUUCUAUUUUCUGUAAAAACUCGUGUAUUGCAUUGU
Messenger RNA from Lactuca virosa, 1117 nucleotides. The record is from the annotation of a GenBank genome assembly. NCBI's taxonomy places the organism in Eukaryota, Viridiplantae, Streptophyta, Magnoliopsida, Asterales, Asteraceae.